Molecule: messenger RNA, 585 nt
Organism: Saprolegnia parasitica CBS 223.65
Lineage: Eukaryota; Oomycota; Saprolegniomycetes; Saprolegniales; Saprolegniaceae
Exons: 8
Coding region: 1-585 (194 amino acids)
Source: RefSeq, a predicted model, not a curated record
AUGCGCAGGGACAGUGCUGCGGCCGACAAGCGGCGUCGACGCACGAGUGCCGUGCACGUGACCGCAGACGAAAGCACACCCGGUGCGGACGAAAGCCUCAAGGUCGAGUCAGAGCCAAGCACCAUCUCGGAAAGCGUCGCCAAGGAAAACCAGGCGCUUCGGGACGAGAUCAAGGGCCUGCGCCACUCGAUCGAGUUUCAUACGCACCGGGCCGAUAAGGCCGAAGCGAGCCUCCUCACCCUCCAAGCAGAUGUGAGCGACAUUUAUCGCCGAAAAGAAGAGGCAUUGCAGCUCGAAAUCACGGUCUUGCAAGCAGAGCUGACUGCCAGCACCGAGGCCAACGAGACCCAAAUGCGCGAGUUCCAGGCGCAAAAAGCCGUCAUUGAGCAGAGUUAUCGAGAUCGUAUCGAAGCAAUGGAUGCCAAGUUCAUCAACCAAACGUUUAGCUCCAAAGCAGUCACGACAAUGCCGACGGAUCCAAUGCAUUACGACCCCGCGACGGGCGCCAACUACUGCCCGCUGCCGCCACGCAAAUAUAAAGGGUCCAGCGCCAUGAUCAAGGAGCUGCUCACGAGGUACUUUUGA